This is a messenger RNA of Theileria parva strain Muguga, 1690 nucleotides long. RefSeq names its product DEAD/DEAH box helicase family protein (gene ddx27). Gene Ontology annotation, cellular component: nucleus. The record is from RefSeq and is a predicted model, not a curated record. Gene Ontology annotation, molecular function: ATP binding; nucleic acid binding. The transcript has 11 exons. NCBI's taxonomy places the organism in Eukaryota, Apicomplexa, Aconoidasida, Piroplasmida, Theileriidae. Bases 141 to 1655 code for a protein of 504 amino acids.
UUUUAUUGUCUUAAUUUUGUUCCUUCUUUUUUGUUUAGUUUUGUAAAUAUUAUUUUAAAUUAAAUUAUUAUUUAUUUUGGGCCAUUCAUUCCCAAAUGUGUACCAUAUUUUUGUGUUCUCAACCCUUAAAUUAUUUGUAAAUGACCACAGCUUCGGAGGACUUGAAAUUGAACCCUUUGUGGGUUUACAGGUUCUCAAACUACACCAAUGAAUCUUCCGGAGUUUCUGCCGACGAACUCCUCAAGACUUGGAACAUUCAUCCUCAUCUUAGGAAUGUCAUUAAGGAAAAGAGGAUAAAACGGUUUUUUCCAGUUCAGGAGAAAUCUAUCCCUCUAUUGCUAAACAACACUUAUAGAGAUAAAUAUUCAGUUUUAUCCUGUGACUUUAUUAUAACAGCUCCAACAGGACAAGGGAAAACGCUCUCAUAUGCAUUACCAUUACUUAACAAUAUCUUAAAUCUCAAAGAGAACAAAUUACUGACUCUUAUUAUUGUACCAAGUAGAGAACUGGUAAAGCAAAUUUAUGAAGUUUUUUCAUGGUUCAUCGAUUCCAGCAAUUCUACGUAUGAUCUUAAAGGCUCCCUCCUAAAGGCUAGAGUGUUUUAUGGAGAUCGCUCUUUUGUAAAGUCCCAUGAUUUGUUGGUUCAUGACCCUCCACAUAUCGCAAUUUCCACUCCAGGAGUACUCGUGGAAUAUUCCGUUGACUUCCAGAAGAAUGAGUUUUACAAGACGUUUGAGCAUUUGAAGUGGAUUGUGGUUGACGAAGUUGACACCAUGUUGAAUCAGAGCUUUUAUGAGUGGGUAGAUGUUGUAGUUGACUUGGUUAAUAAACUUAAAUCAAAGGAGCCAAACCAGAGCCUAGCAUUACCACAAAAAAUACUCGUCUCAGCCACUGUUCCACUUAAAUCCCACGAUAUCGAAUUACUGGAGCUAAACAGACCUAUUCUACUCAGACUAAAGGAGAGUAUUUACAAGUUGCCAGAAAAUCUAAGACAGAGCUACGUAGUGUGUUCAAACAGGCCUGUACCACUGGAGUUUCUCAAACUUAUGGCGUAUUUGUACCAGGAAGUAACUGGAAAUGUUUUGGUAUUCUUCUCAAAAGUAGAAAUUUGCCAUAAAAUAUCAAGAUUGAUGCAAAUAUACAACCUCAAACAUGGCGGAGGAUUUAAGGCUACUGAACUAACAGGAAGAAUGUCCCAAAAACAAAGAAAUAACGCUAUUAAAACAUACAAGGAAGAGGAUAGAGUUUGUUUGUUGUGUUCAGAUGUGGCUUCAAGGGGAAUGGACCUUUCAAACACUAAGGUGGUAGUCAGUUAUGACUUCCCAAAUAAACUCUCAAGUUAUAUUCAUAGGGCAGGAAGAACAGCAAGAGGAAAUAAAAGGGGGACAUUUUGUGUGUUUGUGUCCAACAAGACUGAGAAAAAGUUCCACAAUUUCAUGAAUAAGCUGAAGAUUAAUGAGGAGAAAUUACAAAAAAUCGAGCUAGAUGUAGUUUUGAGUAAGAAGAAAGUGGAAGAAAUAAGUGAAUCAUACAAGUUAAUUCUUGAAAUGACGGAAAAAGCGUUAGAAUUGGAAGCAUCAGGAAAUUUAGAAUACGGAUCAGAUUUAAGUGGAAGCCUUGAGUUACUUAAGCCAGUCCCUGAAAGGGAAGAAUGAGAUCUAUCAGGUGUAAUAUAAUUUUUUAAUUUUCA